AGUUGGGUCAUAACUGGGGCAGUGAGCAUGACCCAGAUACCGAUUCUUGUGCCCCGUCCACCUCAUCUGGGGGCCGGUACAUCAUGUAUCCCUCCGCGGUCUCGGGGUACGAAAAAAAUAAUCAGCUGUUUUCUCCAUGCAGCAGACAGUAUAUAUUCAAUGUCAUCAAGACAAAGGGCUACAACUGCUUUAAAGAAGCCUCAGCUACAGGUCAAGGGUUAUGUGGAAAUGGACGAGUUGAUAAAAACGAGGACUGCGAUGCCGGCUACACAGGGGACAGGUGCUGUAACGACAAAUGUCAGUUCAGGGCCAAGUAUAUGAAAUGCAGUCCUAUGAACUUUGCGUGCUGUGUGAAUUGUACCGUGGCCCCUAUAGGGUAUACCUGCCUGGACCAGGUAGAUGAUAACUUUGACUGUAAGGGGAAGUCACACUGCAGUGGUAAAGAUCUGACCUGCCCGAAUGCCGUACCUAAGACUGAUAAUACAUCAUGUCAUAAUGGAUUUGGAAAAUGUUGGAAUGGAAAAUGUUUAGAUGCUUGUCAACAAGUUAAGAAGAAUCCAUGUCUGUGCAAAGGAGAUGAUGCCUGUAAGACAUGCUGCUUCAAGCCCAACACGGAGAUUUGUGAACCAUUAUCAGAUCAAUCUGAACAAUUCCUGGAGGAUGGGAGACCAUGUUAUGAUGGCUUCUGUAAAAAGGGAAAAUGUGAGAAAUCCCAGUCAAAACUAGUACAGAGGUUAUUUUCAAUCAUCCAGUCUUUCAGCAUAGAUCAAAUAGCUUUAUUUAUGAAGAACAACAUUGUAUGGACUGUCCUGAUCCUAGCUAUACCUGUGUGGAUUUUAGGCAUUUACAUCAUAAACAAAUUUGAUGAAAAAGAGGAAAUAGAGGACCAAGCAACCAGAAAUCCCAAGCGCGAUGUGGAAUCAAGAGGAAAAGUAUUACCAACUGAAAAUAGGAAUAUAAUAACUGUAAGGAGGUCAACAUUAAAUACAGCAAAUCCAGUGGUCUAGAGUUUAUACUGAUCAGUGCAAUGUUUUACAUCAGUCUUCUUCCUUCCCAUUGGUUGAUCUUGUUAACCUUUUCUCCAUUGGUUGAUCCGUCUUCCAAUUCAAUGUCUGUGAUUGAAUGAAAACUGCAGGAAUUUACAUGACUUCAAAGUGCUCUUUUUGUUUCCUAUGCACUCUUGUUUGGUUAAGUCAUAUGUGUGUAAGAAUGGACAUUUUAUUACUCUUUAACACAGUCAUGUUGUAAAUAACUAGUUAAAAGCUCAGAUAUUUCCAAGGGAUGUUUUUAUUCAAUGAUCUACAAAUUAAAAAAGUGAAAUUUCUGUAAUAAAAGAAGAUAUUAAAUGGAUGUAAAUGUACAGAUCAAAAAAUUCUCAUGAAAUGUCCAUCAAUAUAGAUUUGUAGAUUGAUAUUGGAUUUACUUGUUUACAAAAUUUCACCAGAUUUGUAGUUUCAAAACAACACAAAUGUCAUGUGAUUCUAUAUACAUGCACUCAUUGCUAAGAAUCCUGAAAAUUUUCAAAUUGCAGUAUUGCAUAAUCCUAGGUUUUGAUUAUAUAAAUGAAUAUGAGAG
Messenger RNA from Saccostrea cuccullata (small rock oyster), 1575 nucleotides. Its product is annotated as ADAM 17-like protease. Gene Ontology annotation, biological process: Notch signaling pathway; membrane protein ectodomain proteolysis. Gene Ontology annotation, cellular component: plasma membrane. The annotation marks the transcript as partial. The transcript is spliced from 12 exons. NCBI's taxonomy places the organism in Eukaryota, Metazoa, Mollusca, Bivalvia, Ostreida, Ostreidae. The record is from RefSeq and is a predicted model, not a curated record. Gene Ontology annotation, molecular function: metalloendopeptidase activity.